UUUGGUGUUGGGUGUGCACAAAUGGCGGCUGUUGUGGAGAUUAGGAUUGACAUGGCCGACGAUGAUGACGACGGUGAUCGAGACCCGCGGGAAAAAUUCUGCAUCACUCCUAAUCGAGAUGUUUACAUUCUGGAUGAAGAAAGGAUAUCAGAUUCUUCUUUUGAUUUGGGAAGCGACCAAGAAAAACAAAAAUGUCUAUUGGGAGGAGAAGAUGAGAGAGUCCUGGAAGAAGUCUGUCUUCAAUCAAAGGAACACAAGAAGAAGAAGAAACUCCAAGGAAAGAAGUCAAAUAAUGAGUUAAUUUCUCAAAAACCAAAGGAGAAGAAAACCAUUUAUGCUGUUCACAAAUGUCCAAAGUGCAAAGAUGGUGUUCUGGCCACGGAAUCGACACCAUUGAUUUGUAUUUUCUUCGGAUUUCUCACGCUUCCUAUGUGUUGUUUCGGAUUAUUCUGCUUCAACACGAAGAAGAAAUGCUACGACUGUUCAGCGAAGCAUCAACCAGGGAUGCCGAAGAUCAUUUGA
Messenger RNA from Notodromas monacha, 522 nucleotides. NCBI's taxonomy places the organism in Eukaryota, Metazoa, Arthropoda, Ostracoda, Podocopida, Cyprididae. The record is from the annotation of a GenBank genome assembly.